This is a messenger RNA of Culex quinquefasciatus (southern house mosquito), 934 nucleotides long. RefSeq lists its product as uncharacterized. The transcript is spliced from 2 exons. NCBI's taxonomy places the organism in Eukaryota, Metazoa, Arthropoda, Insecta, Diptera, Culicidae. The record is from RefSeq and is a predicted model, not a curated record. Bases 92 to 847 code for a protein of 251 amino acids.
CUGGCGAUCCUAUCAGUACCGAACGUGCCGUGUCCGGAGAAAGUGCUUCCAACACAAUCCCUUGAACCUGUAGACUAGCUAGUGAGACAAAAUGCAGAAAACCGUGUUUGUCCUGGCUGCCUUGGCGGCAAGCUUGAUUCCACUGAUCAGUGGCCACGGCAUGGUGCUGGAUCCGAUAGCCCGGGGUUCCCGGUGGCGUUGCAGUGGGAAGGCUCCAAGGAAUUACGACGAUAACGGGUUGUAUUGCGGGGGAUACUUUACGCAGUGGGAUAAGAACGGCGGGAAAUGUGGCCUGUGUGGGGACAAUUAUGCCGACGAAACGCCCAGGAUGAACGAGUUGGGCGGCACCUACGGACAGGGAGAGAUUGUGCAGCAAUACCGGAAGGGUGGCGUUAUAGACGUGAAGGUCAUGGUCACCGCCAACCACAUGGGACACUUUGAGUUUAACCUGUGCGAUCUGGAUGAAGCGAUGGGCAACGAAACGGAAGCGUGCUACGGACAGUAUCCGCUGCUGGACGCCAAAGGGAAUCGAAAGUGGUACCUCCAAUCGGCAGCGACUGGUGAAUAUCUGGUCAAGGUGCAGCUACCCAAAGAGCUGACCUGCGAGCACUGCAGCUUGCAGUGGACUUAUGUGGCAGGAAACAACUGGGGCUGGUGUGGUGACGGUACCGGAGCCCUUGGUUGCGGCCCCCAGGAAACGUUCCGGACGUGCUCGGACAUUAGCAUUCUCGAAGGCAGUGACGUUCGGCUGUACGAGGGCUUCGACUACUGCUCGCGGGCGUCGCGUUCGCUCAAUUCGAUUUCCGUCGACGAGAUUCCCGAAUCGGACGUGGAGGGGCAAGAUUAGGCGAAGUUGUGGUGUACAGAUAUCAAUUAAGUUGUGUUGUUGUGAAUGUCAUUGUUAUCAUCGAAUAAAUAGUGCGUCAAUCUCGUA